This is a messenger RNA of Mangifera indica (mango), 1638 nucleotides long. RefSeq names its product GATA transcription factor 24-like. The coding region runs from base 251 to 1381 and encodes 376 amino acids. Gene Ontology annotation, molecular function: zinc ion binding; protein binding; sequence-specific DNA binding. Gene Ontology annotation, biological process: regulation of DNA-templated transcription. The record is from RefSeq and is a predicted model, not a curated record. Lineage: Eukaryota; Viridiplantae; Streptophyta; Magnoliopsida; Sapindales; Anacardiaceae. The transcript has 12 exons.
UGACUUGAGUCUCUUUCAAUCCAAAAGUAAAACACAAACUAAAAUCUAGUUUGUAUUUUUUUUUUAAUUCCAAUUUGAGCCUGGUCGAGGAAACACCACCUUUCCUUCUUCCAAAUCUUAGCUAUAUUUAGGCUACUGCGAGCUCAAAAAUGAUUAAAUUUCCGAGUUAGGGUUUUUGACCUAGACCGAAGCAUAAACGAUGAUGCUUGUUCCAGGUAAUAAUCGGCGGAGGAGCUAGGGUUUCCUUGUUAUGGCGGCUGCGAAUCCUCAGCCACUGCAGGCUCGGCCGUUUCAAGAGCAACGGCGAAUACCAAUACAGGUCGAAGAUGAAGACGGCGAUUACGAGGAUGGUGAUGGCAUAGAUGAUAUGGAAGAAGGAAACAUUAAUUCCAUGAAUAUUAUGAACAAUUGCAAUAACAAUAAUAAUAGCAGCAAUACUAAUAGUUCAGUGGUUAACGUGGCAGAACACGGAGUUGUUCUGGCCGCGGCUUCCAGGAGGAGUGAGCUCACGCUCUCUUUUGAAGGCGAAGUUUAUGUGUUUCCUGCUGUUACUCCGGAAAAGGUGCAAGCUGUGCUCCUGCUUUUGGGAGGACGUGAUAUACCUACUGGUGUACCUACAAUUGAAGUACCUUAUGACCAAAAUAACAGGGGUUUUGGUGACACCCCAAAGCGCUCAAAUCUUUCAAGAAGAAUUGCCUCCCUUGUAAGGUUCAGAGAGAAACGAAAGGAGAGAUGUUUUGACAAAAAAAUUAGGUACACUGUACGGAAAGAAGUUGCACAAAGGAUGCACCGUAAGAAUGGACAGUUUGCAUCUUCAAAAGAAAGUUCAGGUCCUUCACAUUGGGAUUCUUCACAGAGUGGCCUUCAAGAUGGCUCUCCUCGUCCAGAGACUGUUCUUCGGAGAUGCCAGCAUUGUGGUGUUAGUGAAAAUAACACCCCAGCAAUGCGUCGUGGGCCAGCUGGACCAAGAACUUUAUGUAAUGCAUGUGGGCUUAUGUGGGCAAAUAAGGGAACACUGAGAGACCUGAGUAAGGGAGGAAGGAGUCUAUCAAUGGACCAAAUUGAACCUGAAACUCCAAUGGAUGUUAAGCCAUCGAUUAUGGAAGGAGAAUCCUCUGGCAAUCUGGAGGAGCGUGGAACUCCUGAAGAUACUUCUAGGGCUGUUAAUGGAGGGUCAAAUGAUCCUUCAGUGGACCCAGAUGAAGAAGUAUGUUUGAGUACCAGCAUUAGUGAUGAUAUGCAUGGAGCAACUGAAGAUCUCACAAAUACUUUGCCAAUGGGAAUGGUCCAUUCCUCAGCCAAUGAUGAUGAGCAGGAACCUCUGGUAGAGCUUGCUAUUCCUUCAGAUACAGAUAUUGACCUCCCUUCCAACUUUGAUUAGAAAGGUCAAAGUUACUGAUUCCUCUGAGGGGGCGAAAGUAGUUAAUUGAGUUGUUAUAUAACUAAAACAACCAUGACAUUGAAUCAUAAAUACAGCGGUGCUCUCUUUGACCAUAGAAGGUGAAUUGCUUCUGCUUCUAGCUGACAUUAGAUAAUGUGGUGUUUGUUGAUAUAAGUGCUGGGAUCUAUUUGUGUACAAUUUGAUGUCAAACAUGCCUGAGUGCUUUUACCAUUCUAUAGAAUGUGAUUUAUUUGCCA